AUGGGUGAACCAGGAAUCGGAGGUCAAGAUGGAAAGACUGGUGCCAAGGUUUGCCGAUUUCAAACCUUUUAGACAAAUCAGUCUUAAACAACUAAAAGAAGUGUUGUACAUCAUUUCUCGCUUGACGGUGAUGAAAGUUAAGAAUAUGAAAGGAAUUUAUAUUCCUGCAACUGAAAGGACAUCUGGGGUUAGCUAUCAGUUGUGCAAAAGGUAAAUUAAAUAGUCCUGUUCAACUCUUUUCCAGCGAAAAAAUACAAUUAUUUCCCUAUUAACAACCUGAUCGCGUAACGAGCAAGUUGCUCGAAUACACCCCACAUAUGUAUCGCCUUAUGUAAUGGAAUUCAAGGCAAUCUUUGAUUCUGGAUUCCACGCUGUGGAUUCCAGGUACUGGAUUUCAGUCUUUGUAGGUGGACUUGGGGAUUCUGGAUUUCAAUCGUUAGUGGGAUUCCGGAUUCCUAGUUGGGUUGUAUUCCAGAUUCCAAAGCCAAAUUGGCUUUGCAUGGUCACGCACUGUCCUGUUCCAUCUUUCUACUCUAGUUUUCAUGUUUAAUUGUCUACUUGCUACAUGUUUUGUUGCGUACAAUUCAAGGUGUGGUGUCGAGGCCAAAGUAAACAAAUAAAAAUCUAAUAGGUUAUAAAAUGUCUCCUGUCUGCUGUGGAUGUGAAAUCUAUUUUCAACUAAGCAGAAGGAUGUACGUACAGUCUGUGUGUCAGCUUAAAUUUAUAUCAAAAUAGUCUGAUAAUUUGGUUAAUUUGGUUUGGUUUAAAGGGGGAGAAAGGUUCCUCUGGAGACAAAGGAAUGAAGGGCGAAAAGGGAGAGCCAGGACCAAAAGGCCGUAAGUCACGUGAAGUAAAGUGAAAGUGGAACAGUGGGAAAAAAUGGAGAAGUAGACACAAAAGCCUGAGAAACCACAAAACAGCCGACAUUUUGUAGCUUGUGUACAGACGUCCCCUCCUCCCUCAGGAAAAAAUCGGGAGAGGUUGGUUUCCCCGCGAAAUUUCGAUCGAGAGGGGGAACCAGUGGUGGCGUCGCGAAAUGUCCGCUGUUUUCUUAGGCUAUAGAAACAAAAGACUUCCCACACCCUACCCCCCAUGAGGAGAGCUACUUAACCCAAGUUUAGAUACAGGGACCGUUCCGUUCAAGGCUGUUUGAAACCCUCACACUGUUUAGGACAAAUAUACUAUUGAUCAACGUACUCCGUACGAGACAACAACGUUUUUUAGGAACCCUCAGUGUCAAAAACAAUGAAUAAAAUACGCGCCAUGUUGCUUCAGUAUGGGAAAUUACUAACCAACACUAUUCAGGUCAGAAUUGUUUGUAUACAUUUGUAGAAUUGUACACCCUGUUACCCUAACAUAGAGGUCGGUUAAUCCCUAGUGCAGAAGUCAAGCAACAGCUGUAGUCUGCUCCACAGCCGUUUUUUGUGUCGUCACGCAACGCCCCCUCCCCCACAAGGAGCGUUGGGAGACGACUUUAAAAGCGGUUGUGUAGCAGACUAUCAUAGCCGCCCAUUCACAUCAAACACACCCAAACAACCACACACCUGACUGAAACUCUUGUUUUUUCCCUUUUUUAUAAACAAAGUAUGCGAUAGCGGUUUCCACUUCUUUGAGAAAGUUCAAGAUCUACCAACCCGAGGAGCUUCUGGUGUCGAACAUUUCUUCAUCAACGGGACUCUGUUUCUCGCUUUUGCUAACUACUAUGGGGACAUCCACAAACAAAACACAAGCUCUAUAAUCUACAGGAUGGACGAAUCAACUGGAAGAUUCAAUUUGCAUCAAACUUUGGAAACUACUGGAGCACGAGAUAUUGAAUAUUUUACAAUCUCUGGGAAACAUUUCCUGGCAGUGACAAGUUAUUAUGACGGCAGUAAUUUUGGUUUGGAGUCUUCAAUUUUUCAGUGGAACGGAGCAAUGUUUGUGGUCUUUCAGAAAAUACCUACAAAAGGUGCAGUUCGUUUUACAUUUUUCGAAAUAAGUGGUAACAACUACCUUGCAGUGGCAAAUCGCUAUGAUGGUAGUACCUUUUCCACAAAAUCUGUCAUUUACAGAUGGAAUGGAAGCCAUUUUAAUAAAUUUCAGGAGAUAGCAACUGCGGGUCCAUUUGGCUGUGUGGUGUUUGUAAUAAACAACAACACUUUCAUUGCCUUUGCAAGUUUUUACACCGAGUUUAGCAAGCUUUCUGUUCAAUCGACUGUGUUUAAGUGGUCAGAAGGACACUUUGUCAAACUACAGUCUCUUCAGACGUAUGGAGCCUAUGAUGUGAAAUCCUUUCAAAUCAAUGGUGAGACAUUCCUUGCCUUUGCAAACUACUACAAUGGAAGUAAAAACAACAUCGACUCCUUCAUUUACAAGUGGAAUGGGAACAAAUUCAUCUUGUUCCAGUCGAUUGCUACUCGUGGAGCGCGAGCACUGCAUCCCUUUGUGAUCAGCUGUAAAACCUUUUUGGGUGUGGCUAAUUACCAUGGUGACAGUCAAAAGCACACUACCGAGUCCAUUGUGUACCAGGCUUCUGGCUCACAAUUCGUUAUCUAUCAAGCGAUUCCCUCUCACGGAGCAUCUGAUAUGACGUCAUUUGAGUACAAAGGUGAUACGUAUCUAGCAGUAGCAAGCCGCUACGAUCAGAAAAGCAACAUCAACAGUACCCUGUUUAAAUGGGUGUAA
Messenger RNA from Porites lobata, 2664 nucleotides. The record is from the annotation of a GenBank genome assembly. Lineage: Eukaryota; Metazoa; Cnidaria; Anthozoa; Scleractinia; Poritidae.